Molecule: messenger RNA, 1587 nt
Organism: Talaromyces amestolkiae
Lineage: Eukaryota; Fungi; Ascomycota; Eurotiomycetes; Eurotiales; Trichocomaceae
Exons: 10
Coding region: 1-1587 (528 amino acids)
Biological process (GO): transmembrane transport
Cellular component (GO): membrane
Molecular function (GO): transmembrane transporter activity
Source: RefSeq, a predicted model, not a curated record
AUGGAGGGUGAAAGAGUUCAGACCGAUUUGAGGAAGGACGGUGGUGAGUCCGAUGGAAACAAAGCUGAUGAUGAAAUCUUGGCACGUUUAGGCUAUAAGCCAGUGCUGAAGAGAAGUUACAACUAUUUCCACAAUUUCGCGACCAACUUUGCUGCCCUUUACUUUAUUGGUGGUGUAAGAGUGACAUUCUCGACCGGUAUAGCUGCAGGUGGUAAUUUGGCUUACUGGACAAGCUUCUUGGUAACCUGCUUUUUUACGUUCAUUACGGCUGCUGUGAUAGCUGAGAUAUGCUCGUCUUUGCCUCUUGCCGGAUCCAUAUAUCUAUGGGCGGCAGAAGCAGGUGGCCCUCGUUUUGGACGGUUGCUCGGCUUCAUUGUCGCAUGGUGGAGCACGACGGCAUGGACGACUUUUUGCGCAAGCAAUACCCAGGGGGCCGUCAAUUACAUGCUUUCAGAAAUCGUGGUGUUCAAUCUAGACUUUCCGUCCGAUACUGACGAUGUCAAAUUUCGAGCUGUGCAAUGGAUUUGUACUGAGGUGAUGUUGGCGACCGCCGCAAUUUGGAACUUGCUUCCCCCUCGCUACUUCAAGUGGAUAUUCGCCGUGUCUACCGCAUUUGUCCUUCUGGAUUUUGCUCUCAAUAUGAUAUGGUUACCCGUUGCGACGAGUCGUACAAUUGGUUUUCGAACAGCAAGUGACGCAUUUCUGACCACCUACAACGGAACCGGAGCUCCUGAAGGGUGGAAUUGGUGUCUUUCGUAUCUAGCGACCGCCGGAGUGUUGAUCGGGUUUGAUGCAUCUGGUCACGUUGCGGAAGAAACCAAAAACGCAGCAGAAUCCGCGGCUAGAAGCAUCUUUUGGGGCACGGUAGUGAGUGGAAUUGGAGGAUUCAUUGUCGUUAUCCUAUUUCUUUUCUGCGCGCCUGAUGCCGACACCUUGUUCUCAUUUGGAGGGACCCAACCAUUCGUUCCAUUAUAUGCCGUUAUUCUUGGUGACGGAGGACACAUCGUCAUGAACUUGGUCUGCAUUCUUGCUCUUUGGUUUAAUACUGCUAUUGCAAUCCUAGCUGCAUCUCGUCUGGUCUUUGCCGUAGCUCGAGAUGGUGUGCUACCAUUUUCAAGUUGGACAUCACGAGUUGUAGAUGGACAACCGCGCAAUGCUGUCAUUGUGGUUUGGGUUGUUUCUUCAAUAAUUACGUGCACCAUCCUACCCUCUUCAGUUGCUUUCACAUCCCUCGUCUCAGCAGCCGGUGUACCAUCAGCAGCUGCGUAUGGAUUGAUCUCCUUUGGCCGUUUGUUCUUCACGCCCAAGAACUUUCCCAAGCCUGCUUGGAGCCUGGGGCGUCUCAGCAAACCGUUCCAGGCUAUUUCGGUGGUCUGGAAUGCCUGGGUGGUUGCGGUUUUGUACUCACCUUACAUCUUCCCCGUGGAAGCCAGUACGCUGAAUUACGCCCCUGUGAUUAUGGCGAUCGUAACGAUCUUUGCGCUAAUAUCAUGGUGGAUCCUCCCCGCUGAAAGUUGGCUUCCGAACAAGAGCAUCCAGCAUAUGUUGGACGCAGAUGAGACGCAGCCGACCUCUGACUCGGUCUAG